AUGGCCAAGUCCAAGAAACAGCAAAGGAAACCCCGGCGUCAGGGUCAAAAUCGACGCUCUACACCGAAGAAAUCACUUUGCGACAUGCCCCCCGAACUCCAACUCCAUAUCUCGAGCUUCCUGCCCCUCUCCGACCGGAAGAACCUGGCUCUCGUCUGCCGACACUUCAACGAUCUCCUCCGUCGUGAGCUCUUUCUUGACAUCCUCCGCGACUGCCGGGACAAAGAAGUCGUUCUCUGCUUGAAGGACGAAGAGGAGUUCGAGUCGAGUGGCGCCAACUUGAAAGUGCCAUGGAUACGCAGAGACCUUGGCCCGUUCGUCAUCCGUGAGCUCGAGCUCGGCCCCCACGAAGAAGAAGGUGAAUGCUUCAACAUGCUCGUCUACAGUCCCGUCAUUCUGCGACCGGACGAAUCGUAUGAAGCCCUUGAUAUGGAAGUAUCGUGUGUCGAGGUGGAGAUCGUCCACGACGACGACGACUGGGAAGACGAGUGGGCCAACCGGGACAAGAGUCGGGAUACUAUUAUUACCUGGGUUUCUGUCGAGAAAUGCAGGCAGACGAUCGUCCCGUGUACGGGCGGCAUCGUUAGGAAGAAUUACGAGUGUCCUGAGUGUCGCGGUAAUCGGUUUAUUUGUCCGGGUUGUGGUGGCGUUAGUCGACGGUGGAGCAGUUUGUUUGGCAGCUGUUUGGGGGAUAUACCAUGUCCGGUCUGCGUGGGGUACAAAUAUGCGGUCAAGGGCAAGGAGUUGCUUCGUGGGGGUCCUUCGUCGGUGAAGGAACUGAAAAGUUUCUAUGGUGCGAUCAAGGCUGUGUUGUAG
This is a messenger RNA of Stereum hirsutum FP-91666 SS1, 816 nucleotides long. RefSeq lists its product as uncharacterized. The coding region runs from base 1 to 816 and encodes 271 amino acids. The record is from RefSeq and is a predicted model, not a curated record. Lineage: Eukaryota; Fungi; Basidiomycota; Agaricomycetes; Russulales; Stereaceae. The transcript is spliced from 2 exons. Gene Ontology annotation, molecular function: protein binding.